Acaulospora morrowiae is the source of this 2310-nucleotide messenger RNA. NCBI's taxonomy places the organism in Eukaryota, Fungi, Glomeromycota, Glomeromycetes, Diversisporales, Acaulosporaceae. The record is from the annotation of a GenBank genome assembly.
AUGUCCGAUAUAAUACGAGCUCUGGAUAUGAACAACAAAAAGUCGCUUGAUUAUAUUUUCAAAGUCCACGAAACUAAUUAUUUUCACGAUGAGGCCUAUGAUCGAAUUAAUAUGGAUAAACUUCGUGGUCAGAAUGAAGAAAUCAUAGAAUUUCGAAAACAUGUCAAUAAACUCGACAAUCAACAAAUCCACGAUAAUAUCAAGAUGCUUCUCUCUCACCCACAGAAAUUCGUUGUGCCUUUUGAUAAGGAUUCCGAUGAGAAGAACAAUGUCCAUGGCGAAAAAGGAGUUAUUACAUUGUCACCACCUGACAUUAUUUCAAUUAAUAACAUUGCUUCAAUGUCUUCAACAUUAAAAUCUUUCGAAAGAGAUUUGAUACGAAUACAACGAGUCAGUCGCGUCCAAAUUUUGAGUCUCCAGGGUUUAUUGUCGCGAAUUACUUUGCAGCUGUCACAAAAUCACAAGGUUGAAAAGAAAAUGGAUAAAGGCAACGGUCUAAGUAGUCUACCGCCCAAAGAGGUUCCGACGGAAGUGUUUGGUGUUAAAUUGAAUUUUCAGCAAAAUCUUGAUGAAAAGAAAAUCCAAUUCUUCAGUUUUGAUAAUUCCCUCAAUAUUCCAAGUAAUCACCAAACAUUUCGACCUAAAAAAGUCACCAUACUGAAUGAUACCGAUACUCAAGAUGACAGUAAAAAUUGCAUCUCUAAUAUUCAAGACGAUGGCAAUAACAACACCAUCUCCCGACCUAAAAUAAUUCGUGUUAUUCAGGACGAAAAUAACAGUGUUUUCACUUUCCAAUCUCAAAAUCCCUCUAAAACUCAAAAUAACGCAAGGCCAAUCAGCAGUGUUCAAGAAAGUAAUUGCCAACAAAAAGAAAAUCUUAGUUUCCAAGACGGUAAUCACGGUGUUACCUUUAGACUCAAAGAAAUCUCGAGUAUUCAAAGCGACAAAUAUCAUGAUUCUAUCUUUCGAUCUAAAAGAGAUUCUAUUAUUCAGGAUGGUAGUAAUAGUUUACCUUUUCAGAGUAAAGCAACGAACAGUGUCAAAAAUGACAGUAAUAAUGAUCAUACAAUCCGGUGUGAAAAAGUGUCUAAUAAUCAUGGGCAUACCUUCCAGUCCAAGGAAUUUUCUAAUGUUGGAUAUAAUAAUUCUUCUUCUUUUCGGACCAAUAAAAUGUCGAGUAUUCAGGAUGAUAACGAUCGUAAGUCUACCUUCCGAUCCAAGAAAGUCCCUAGUGUUCAAGGUGACAAUGAUUCCACCAUCCUAUCCAAAAAAUACUCCAAUAUCCGAGGCAACAAUAAUCAUGUUCCUGCCGUCCAUUUUAAGAAAGUCUCUAACGUUCGAGUGAAUCAUAACAACUCUACGUUUCAUAAUUCUGGAAUCGAAAAGCCUAACGAAAUAAGGAUAAUGGAAGAUAAAAAAGAUCUUCUGCUAGAGAACAUGCCAUCUGAUCUUUCAUCAACAAUGUUUACAGAGGAUUACAGUCUUCGACAAUACUAUAAGAAUAAAUGCAAAGAUCUGUCGAAAAGCUAUUCAAAUCUUGUUGAGGAGAUUACAAGGAAAUGGAGAACCGAGUUUGAUAUGAUACUUUGGCCAAAGUUGGAAGCGGGAAGGAAAAAGGCGGAAGAAGAUUGCCAAAAGUCAAUUUCGAUUUAUGAUGAGGUCCAUCACAUGAAAUGGAGGGCUGCUUUUAGAAGGAAAGGUGUAUAUGAGUUAAUAAAUUUUAAUGAAUGUCUGCUUCUUCCCUUAUUCGACACAAUUACUGACCGUUGGUUUGAAAGUUUUGUUUUAUUUCAAAUGGAGCUUAUCAAAUAUUUUAAUGCACAGUAUAAAAUCCUCUUGGAUACAUUCCAUGAUCAGAUAAAGAAUAAAUUUGAAAACUCAUUUCCUGAAAAACAUCAAUUCUUCAAAAACAUUCAAAGUGCAGCGGAUGUAUACUUCAAGAAGGAAUCGAAUAGAGAAAUACUUGAUAAAAUUUUAUAUAAGGGCAAUUCAUUUCGUUUCAAAAUGGAAUCUGGUAUCCAGAAAGCAAUGGAUCCAGCAUAUACAGAAAUGGAUUCACAUAUGAAGUGGUGUGAAUUAAAAUCGCUAUUCUCAAGAUACAUAUACAAGAACAGGAAGAAAAUUUUCGAUUCGGCAAUGAACGAGGCAAAGAAUGUUGAACAAGAAUUUUUCAAGGACUUCAUUAAACCCGUUAUUAGAAGAGGAGUUCGAUUGUUGGUGGUGGUUCUGGGUGAACAUGACUUCAUUCGUGAAGUAGAUGAAGUCAAGGUCGCCGCCUAUGUGAAGACGGACAAAACCAAAUUCGCUUAA